Molecule: messenger RNA, 1571 nt
Organism: Daphnia magna
Lineage: Eukaryota; Metazoa; Arthropoda; Branchiopoda; Diplostraca; Daphniidae
Exons: 4
Coding region: 660-1391 (243 amino acids)
Source: RefSeq, a predicted model, not a curated record
CUGAGACUUAAUCUUUUCAUAUAAUUUUCUAACUAAUUAUUCGGAAACGCGUGGUGUUUCAAGCAAGACCCAAACUGAUAAUAAAAUACGGACGAAGAUGACAAUUUUGAUUGCAAAGUUGCCAUUAUUUUACAGCAGCAGAUACCCAAUGCGGUAGAGGUAAUAUCGAGUGUUCAUCUCGAACAUCAGCGAUGAAUUUGGUGCAUCACACAUAUUUUUAGCAGUCAUGUGUGUCACGGAAGUGUGAAAAAUUGGCUGCUUCCUUAUUCGAAAGUAAUAAUAGAUCAAUCAUUUUUUUCCUUGUCCAGGCUAUUGUUAAGAGACUGUUUAACUACAAGUCGCCCAAAAUAGUUUUCCUUCGGUACAGGAGAAUGGAACGAGCAAUUACGCAAUUUCUUGAAAAGAGGAACUUGCUCGUCAUAGCGUGCUGGAAAUGCAAGAAUGCGUGAUGAAACGAAUGAGAUUACUGCAAAACUACCUGUUCGCUGGCUCAUAUCUUCUUGCUGACAAGGCAAUUAUGCUUGCUACGUUCUUCUGGAUGCGCUGGAGUCUAUCAUCAAGAUGCAAUUAACUGACAAUGUCUGAAAAAGAGUGUAUAUAUAAGAAUCCUCUGUUGCUUAGUAUCGACACAUCUUGAAUCCAUCGAUCGACGAGACAACAUGCCAUCCCAACUACACGGAAUUAUAAUAAUCGUCAUCUUCUCGACCCUUUCGAUCGUCCUGUCUCGUCAGCAAUUCAAUCUGCAACAACGGAUGGCAUUAUUGCCUUAUUGGUCGCCGAGGCUUCAGCCUACCUUUAAUAUUUACCAGCCCCAAGAAAAUAACGAAUUGAUGCACGAAUACGCUGACAUUCCGUUAGAAAGGCACGUACAAGGCAAUCAACGUUUUCUCUUUACUGCGACCUCUUUUUCUAAUCCAUUCUGGAGAACGAUUACGUUUACCAUAGCGUCAAUGGUGAACAUCACAAGUACUCAAAGUUGUAUUCCUUCGUCCCUAUUCGUUGCUGGCUCGAUCAACGUGUCUUGUCGUCGAAAGAAGCGUGGAUCAAUCAUCGAUUCCUCGGAUGUGCGCGAAGAGAAUUCUCAGUUCCCCGUCAAUCCUUCGAAACCGCAACAGUUGAUGUCAACGGCUAUCUCGUCUGUCGAACAAUUCACUCGAGAAAAUCGCCAAUUUCCGGUCAUCAUAGCUUCGUCUAAAGACGAAGUAACCUUGGAUGAAGUAUCGCUAGAACGAGAGCAGUGGAGAAAGUCAAAACGAUUUCUGAAUCAGUUCUUAGUAUCGCUAACUGUUUAUUCCUAUUCACUUUCGACUGUUGUGUCUACUAAAACUAUAACACCGGUCUUAGGUAACCUACAACUCUUGUGUCGGCCAAGUGGUUACAUUGUUUGCUGAUGCAGCCGCACUUACAUCUUAAUUGAUUGUUACAGCUUAUCGACUUGUUGAUGAAUUUAUUAAUCAUGUUAAUUGCGACUGACCCUACCACUGUUUAACAAUGUGCACAAUUCGUUAAAAUCUUAAAUGGCCUUUAUUUGCUUGGUUAGUACAUGACUAUUGUAGGUGCUGAUUAACGAA